GCGCUGACGUACGGAGCCCGGCUAAUCCCCGCUGGUGCACGCCGCGCGGACGCACAGCGUGGGGCAGAGCAGGACACCCAGGUUCAUCGCCUCGGGGAGGGCACACGCGGGAGAGGAAAAGGGGCGGCAAUUUCGACACCUGGCUGGGGAGCUGCAAAGCCCCUGCCAUGUGGCUGUACCUGGCGCUGGCGGCGCUGGCGUGGGCGCUGGGCUGGCUGGUGCGGGACCGCCGGACGCUGCCCUGCGUCGCGGACAAGCACGUCUUCAUCACGGGCUGCGACAGCGGCUUCGGCAACCUGCUGGCGCGGCGGCUCGACCGGGGCGGGUUCCGGGUGCUGGCGGCGUGCCUCACCCCGAAAGGGGCCGAGAGCCUGCGGCGCGCCUGCUCCGGCCACCUGCGCACCACGCUGCUCGACGUCACCCGCCCCGAGAGCGUCCGGCAGGCCGUGGCCUGGGUGCGCGCCGAGGUGGGCGAGAACGGGCUCUUCGGGCUGGUGAACAACGCGGGGGUGGCCCACCCCAUCGGCCCCACGGAGUGGAUGGCCCUGGAGGACUACCGCCAGGUGCUGGCCGUCAACGCGCUGGGCGUCAUCGAGGUGACGCUGGGGCUGCUGCCGCUGCUGAAGCGGGCGCGGGGCCGGGUGGUGAACACCUCCAGCGUGCUGGGCCGCCUCUCCGCCAACGGCGGGGGCUACUGCAUCUCCAAGUACUGCGUGGAAGCCUUCUCCGACAGCCUCAGGCGCGACAUGUACCACUUCGGGGUGAAGGUGAGCAUCGUGGAGCCCGGCUUCUUCAAGACGGCGGUCACCAACCUGGAGAGCAUCGAGGCGUCCCUGCGCCAGCUCUGGGACCGGCUGCCCCCCGAGACGCGCCUCAGCUACGGCGAGGACUUCUUCCGCAAGUACCUGAAGGUGCAGCGGCUCAUCAUGAACUUCAUCUGCGACGCGGACCUGGGCAAGGUGGCCUGGUGCAUGGAGCACGCGCUGCGGGCCCGGCACCCGCGCACCCGCUACAGCGCCGGCUGGGACGCCAAGCUGCUCUGGCUGCCCGCCUCCUACCUGCCCGCCUUCCUCGUCGACUUCGCCCUGGCCACCAUCCUGCCCAAGCCGGCCCACCGGGUCCGCUAGCCACCCCGGCAAUAAAGCGCUCGCCCCCA
Molecule: messenger RNA, 1156 nt
Organism: Rhea pennata
Lineage: Eukaryota; Metazoa; Chordata; Aves; Rheiformes; Rheidae
Gene: RDH5
Product: retinol dehydrogenase 5
Exons: 6
Coding region: 168-1127 (319 amino acids)
Biological process (GO): steroid metabolic process; retinoid metabolic process
Cellular component (GO): intracellular membrane-bounded organelle
Molecular function (GO): all-trans-retinol dehydrogenase (NAD+) activity
Source: RefSeq, a predicted model, not a curated record